AUGGCUGGAGAUGUCCACGAGCCAGCGACCAUAAUUAACUUAAGCUGGUGGAGACGCCAUUUGACAUGGAGAACUCUGUGUCUUUUGCUUAUAGGUCAGCUAGUGUCUUUCUUUCUCGCACUGAUGAACUUCACUUCUUCACUGAUAGCAAAUCUCGGGGUUGAUGCGCCAAUUACGCAAUCGGCGUUUGCUUAUUCUAGCUUGGCUUUGGUUUAUGGUAGCAUUUUGCUUUAUAGGCGCCAAAAAUUACGGGUUCCUUGGUAUUGGUAUCUCCUCUUAGGAUUUGUUGACGUACAAGGGAAUUUCCUUGUUAAUAAAGCAUAUCAGUUCUCUUCAAUUACUAGCGUGACACUAUUGGACUGUUGGACUAUAGCAUGGGCUAUAAUUCUCACACGGAUUUUCCUAGGCACCCGAUAUUCUCUAAUACAAAUGUUCGGUGCAGCCCUCUGCUUGGUUGGCCUUGGCUUAGUACUAGUCUCUGAUUCUGGGGUGGGUGGUGGAGGUGGUUCAAAGCCUCUUCUCGGUGAUGCACUUGUUAUUGCUGGAACAGUGUUUUUUGCCAUGAGCAAUGUUGGUGAGGAAUUUUGCGUAAAGAAAAAGGAUCGUGUUGAAGUGAUUACCAUGAUAGGGUUCUUUGGGAUGCUUGUAAGCGCGGUGGAAUUAUCAAUAUUGGAGCGUAAGAGUCUGGAAUCAGUAGAGUGGUCUGCAGAUAUAAUAUUAGCUUUCGUUGGCUAUACUUCUGCAUGCUUUGUGUUCUACUCCGUGGCUCCUUUUGUUCUCAAGUUGAGUGGAGCCACAAUGUUCAAUCUCUCAUUGCUCACAUCAGAUAUGUGGGCUGUCAUCAUUCGGAUCUUCUUCUACCAUCAGAGGGUCGACUGGUUGUACUAUGUUGCUUUCGCUGCUGUAGUUAUUGGACUCAUUAUUUACUCAAUCGCAGAGGAAGAUUCCAUUCAUGCAGGAUUUCUUGAGGAUGCAAACCAUGACAUUCCUUACCAAAUUUUGGAUAAUGAAAAUGGGGGAUCAAGAGAUGAAUCUUUUGCUUCCCGAAUAGCAGAUUAGCCCAUGGCAGCCCUGUCCAAGAUAUAUGUUUAAAGGAUGGAACUGGGUUAAUAGUAAGUGGGAAGAUGUAUGCAACAUCACCAUUAAUAUGUAUACUUCGAACAAGAAUCGAGGGUAGCUUUAUUAUUACUGUUAUUAUUGUAAAUGAAUGCUGUUGGUGGAAUACUCUGAUAUUCAAACAGAAGAGCCUUCUGCUUAUAAUCAAUAUGCAAUGUAACUAUAUUCCGAA
Messenger RNA from Carica papaya (papaya), 1288 nucleotides. RefSeq lists its product as uncharacterized. The record is from RefSeq and is a predicted model, not a curated record. Gene Ontology annotation, biological process: transmembrane transport. Gene Ontology annotation, cellular component: membrane. Gene Ontology annotation, molecular function: transmembrane transporter activity. NCBI's taxonomy places the organism in Eukaryota, Viridiplantae, Streptophyta, Magnoliopsida, Brassicales, Caricaceae.